Messenger RNA from Micromonas pusilla CCMP1545, 1149 nucleotides. RefSeq lists its product as uncharacterized. Bases 1 to 1149 code for a protein of 382 amino acids. The record is from RefSeq and is a predicted model, not a curated record. NCBI's taxonomy places the organism in Eukaryota, Viridiplantae, Chlorophyta, Mamiellophyceae, Mamiellales, Mamiellaceae. The transcript has a single exon.
AUGGACCCCGCGUCGCCGUUCGCGGCCCACGCGCGCGCGGACGCGCGGCGCGAGCGCGCGCGUCGAAUCGACUUCCAGCGCAAGAAGCUCGACGCGUUCGACGCGCGCAUCGGGGGCGAGCGGACAGAUCCGCUCGCGAGAUUUGAUGACCGCGCGGCGCCGGCGGACGCGGGGGACCUCGCCGCCGCGAACGCGCGUCGUGCGCUCCUCGCGCGCGACCCGCCGUCCGCGCUGGAGUCGCGCCCGCGACCGCGCGAGCGCGGCCUGUGGGACGCGGUGACCGGGAAGCUCGGCGCGAACGACGAGCCGAUCGCGUCGUCCGCGCAGCCGGCGCCGUGGGACGCGAGCGAUCGUUGGCCGACGACGCGAACGCCGACGGCGCCGCGGUUCGUCUCCGUCGGCGGCGACGGGUACGACGACCCUCGCGAGCUCCGCGCCGCGCUGUUGAAGAGCGGUGGGAGGAGCGGGUGGGUCGGGUGCGGGGUCAUCGGGCGCGAGACGAGGGCGGCCGCGCGCGCGGCGGCGGCGCGACGCGGCGGCGCCGGCGACGGCGACGGCGACGAAGCGAACGAAGCGAACGAAGCGAACGAAGCGAACGAAGCGAACGAAGCGAACGACGAGAACGACGACCCCGAGCCGCGCCGCGGGAGCGGGACGCGCGGAGGGAACGUGUUCAGUCGGUUCGCGUCGACGACGUCCGCGGCGUCGAGCGACGAGGACGUGGAGGCGGAGACCCCGGACGCGGCGGCGCCGGCGGCGGAGUUGAAAAAACCCGCCCCGUUCGAUCGCGCGUCCGCGCGUCCGUGGAAGCACGCGUCCAUGGAGGAGACGAAAGAGGAGCGCGCGGCGCGACGGAAGGGGGUCAGGCGCGCGACGCCGGCGGAGAUCGAGGCCGCGGUCGUCGCGGCGACGACGAAGCCGAGGACGUCGUUCGCGGUGAGGAGGGACGGCGGCGCACAGCUGUGCGGCGACGGCGGGUGGGGCGCCGCGGAGCACCGCGCCGGCGCCGGCGCCGAGGGUCUCGUCGCGGAGAAGCAGCGCGGGAAAGCGUCCGGGUGGAUGGACGUCGUCGCGGCGAGGGAGCGCAGGGACGCCGCACUCGCCGCGGGGGGGGGAGACGACGAGGACAGGGCGUAUGAGCACGCGUAG